AUGGAAGAGAGGAACAUGCCAAAGUUGGAAAUACAAGAACGAUAUUCAUCAAAAUCUAUCUAUCUAUCUAUCUAUCUAUCUAUCUAUCUAUCUAUGUUUUUUACUUCAUAUCUAUCUAUCUUGCUCCAUAGCGGGUUUUCUUCAGUAUGUAUGUAUCAGCUUCUUAAUCUCUCCCUCUCUCUCCCUCUCUCUCUCCAUCACUCUCUAUCUAUCUCUAUCUCUCUCUCUCUCUGGUUCUUUGGGAAGCAUUUAAAUUCAUAUCUAUCUAUCUAUCUAUCUAUCUAUGUUCAUUAUCUAAGUAGGUUGAUAUCUCUCCAUCUAUCUAAAGUUUCAUAUGUGACAUUACUGAGCCUUCGACUUUUACUUAUUCUAUUUCUUCUCCUUCUUAACCUUCUACUUCUUCUUAACCUUCUUCUUAACCUUCUUCUUAACCUUCUUUUUAACAUUAUUUGUAACAUUCUUCUUCUACUAAACCUUCUUUACCUUCUUCUUAACAUUCUUCUUAACAUUCUUCACAUUAUUCUUGACCUUCUUCUUCUUCUACUAAACGUUCUUCUUAAAUUCUUCCUUUUAACUUUCUUCUUAAACUUCUUUUACCAUUCUUCUUCUUCUUCUUCUUCUUCUUCUUCUUCUUACCUUCCUUAA
This is a messenger RNA of Acanthosepion pharaonis, 645 nucleotides long. Lineage: Eukaryota; Metazoa; Mollusca; Cephalopoda; Sepiida; Sepiidae. The record is from the annotation of a GenBank genome assembly.